Messenger RNA from Chelonia mydas (Green sea turtle), 5750 nucleotides. It is a transcript of the gene ARID4A, whose product is annotated as AT-rich interaction domain 4A. Lineage: Eukaryota; Metazoa; Chordata; Testudines; Cheloniidae. The record is from RefSeq and is a predicted model, not a curated record. The transcript is spliced from 27 exons. Gene Ontology annotation, molecular function: transcription cis-regulatory region binding. Gene Ontology annotation, cellular component: nucleus. Gene Ontology annotation, biological process: regulation of transcription by RNA polymerase II. The coding region runs from base 436 to 4572 and encodes 1378 amino acids.
CCACCGAUUCACCAAUCAAAAGUCCCCGUUGUUUUACCUGCGUCGUCUGUUGACCAAUCUGGUCUCACUGGUACCCUGUGACCAAUGGGAGGGGGCUGUCCGCGGCGCCCAAUCCGGGCUGGGUAGAGCCCCCUGGGCGUCACGAAGGGCCAAUGGGAGUUCGAGCAGGGCAGAUACUGCUCAACAGCUUGUUAUUUGGCUGAUCGCUGGUGAUUCGGUACGAGUCCGGGCUGGAAGGGGGGUGGAGCGGAGCCGAGCCGAGCCACCGCUGCCUCCGCCGCCGCCGCUGUCUCUGAGGCGCCUGCCACGAGCGGGGCUGGGGGCCGGGCCGGGCUGGCAGCAGACCCCUACUUGGCUCUGAGUUUAAAGCUUUUUUCUGUGUAACUGGGUUCAAGAGAAAUCUUUGAGCUGGAAUCCCUCAAAUAACCUUCAAAGAUGAAGGCAGCAGAUGAGCCUGCCUACCUGACAGUGGGAACUGAUGUCAGUGCCAAGUACCGUGGUGCCUUUUGUGAGGCAAAGAUUAAGACAGUGAAACGGCUGGUGAAAGUCAAGGUGAUCCUGAAACAGGAUAACUCAGCUCAGUUAGUGCAAGACGACCAAGUAAAAGGACCUUUAAGAGUUGGUGCAAUGGUUGAAACCAAGAUGCCUGAUGGAUCCUUUCAAGAAGCUGUUAUCAACAAAUUGACAGAUGCCAGCUGGUAUACUGUAGUUUUUGAUGAUGGAGAUGAGAGGACGUUGAGACGAACUUCAUUGUGCUUGAAGGGGGAAAGACACUUUGCAGAAAGUGAGACACUUGACCAACUGCCACUAACAAAUCCAGAGCACUUUGGAACUCCAGUAAUUGGGAAGAAAUCCAACAGAGGAAGAAGAUCUUCUCUUCCUGUCACUGAAGAUGAAAAAGAGGAAGAAAGUAGUGAAGAGGAAGAGGAAGAUAAGAGACGUCUUAAUGAUGAAUUGCUUGGCAAAGUUGUCAGUGUAAUUUUUUGUUCGGAGAAGACUGACUGGUAUCCGGCUUUGGUAAUAUCUCCCAGCUGUAACGAUGACAUCACAGUGAAAAAGGACCAGUGUUUAGUUCGAUCUUUUGCAGAUUCCAAAUUUUAUUCAAUAGCAAGAAAGGACAUCAAAGAACUAGAUGUAAACCUAUCAAAAUCUGAUCUGUCUGCUAAAAAAGGGUUACAGGAAGCAAGCACUUUCUUAAACACAAAAGCUGUUCCUGAUAACUGGAAAAUGGAUAUGAGUGAAAUCCUGGAGUCCUCCAGCAGUGAUGAGGAAGAUGGAGCUGCUGCAGAGAGUGAUGAAGAGGAAGACAAAGUGGAAGAAAAGGAGGAAGAAGUAGUGCCUGAGGAAGAGCUUGAUCCUGAAGAGAGGGACAGCUUCCUCCAACAGCUUUACAAGUUUAUGGAAGACAGAGGUACUCCUAUCAAUAAACCUCCUGUUCUGGGCUACAAGGAUCUUAACCUCUUCAAACUUUUUAGACUUGUGUAUCAACAGGGUGGGUGCGACAAUAUUGACAGCGGUGCUGUAUGGAAGCAAAUUUAUAUGGACCUUGGCAUUCCUAUUUUGAACUCAGCUGCUUCCUACAAUGUAAAAACUGCUUAUAGAAAGUAUCUUUAUGGUUUUGAGGAAUACUGCCGCUCUGCAAACAUUCAGUUUAGGACCAUCCAUCAUAAUGAACCAAAAGUGGUAGAAGACAUUCAGAAACAAGAAGAACCAAUGGAGGAAAGUGUAAAAGAGGAACAAGAAAUGCUUCCAGCAGAAGUAAAAAAUGAAGUAGAAGAAAAUGAUUCCAGCAGUGAAAGUGAAAAAGAGGAAAUAGAAUUAAGAUCCCCGAGAGGACGGAGGAGACUUGCUCGCGAUGCAAUAACUACUAAAAAGGAAACUGAAGAGGAUAAAAUGCAGGACAAAUUAAAAGAUAACAACAAAGAAAAUAAAGAUGUAGAGGAAACACUUGAGAAUGCAGAGAAGAAAGAAAAUGAGACACCACUCGGGAGAAAGAACACACCAAAGCAAAAAGAGAAGAAAAUGAAAAAACAAGAGGAAUCUGAUAAAGAAUCUGAUGAAGAGGAAGAGAGAAGGCAAGAGAGGGAGGAAAUUGAAAACAAAGGAGAAUCAGAAGGGGAGGAAGAUGAGGAGGACACAGAGCCCUGUCUAACGGGAACCAAAGUGAAAGUAAAAUAUGGACGUGGAAAAACUCAGAAAAUUUAUGAAGCCAGUAUUAAAAGCACAGAAAUUGAUGAUGGAGAGGUUUUAUAUUUAGUACAUUACUAUGGCUGGAAUGUAAGGUCACCUGACUUCCAGUGCUUUGCUGGCAGGAGACCAGGAAGGUCUGCACCUUCAGAUUUCCUCAGGAUCUUAGGAAGAUACGAUGAAUGGGUGAAAGCUGAUCGGAUUAUCUGGCCUUUGGACAAAGGAGGACCAAAGAGAAAACAAAAGAAAAAAGCAAAAAGUAAAGAAGACCAGGAAAAGGAUGAAAAGAAGGAUGAGGAGAAACAGAAAUCAAAACGUGGCCGCCCCCCUCUGAAAUCUACUCUUCUGUCAAACAUGUCUUGCAGUUUAUCCAAAACACCUAAUAGUGAAGGUAAAGCAGGAGCCAGAAGUACACGGAGCAAUAUGUCAGAUUGCUCAUCAUUACCAAAUGGAACAGAAGGAACACCUCGCAGGCAGACGAGACGUAGCUCAGGAAUGUUUGAUUCUGAUAGAGGAUCAAACGAUUCUGGUUCAUCUGACAGUGAAGCUGAUGAGACUUCUGAAAAGAGUAUGAAUGAAGAAUUUUCUGCAGAAAUUUCAGAUAUGGAAAAAAAUGAAAAACUAAUUGAUGAGAAACCCGCUGAAGAAAACCCAAAGAUCCCACAUGUAUUGAUGAAAGAAAAUGACAGGACUCAAGUGCAGCCUCUAGAAACUUUAAAACUGGAAGUUGAAGAAAGUGAACAAAUAGUUCAGAUUUUUGGAAACAAAGCUGAACAAGUGGAAGAAAUUAAAAAAGAGACUGAAAAAUCACCUAAGGGGAAGGGAAGAAGGAGCAAGACAAGAGACCCCUCUUUAGAGAAUGUGAAGGUUUUGCCAGAAAGUCAAGAAGAGGGAACAAAUGAAACCCUCAUAGAAUCUGAAAGAUCAGACAUUUCUUCCUUAGACAAUAAAGAGUUUUCCACCACUACUGAAAAUGAAACAGAUCCCUGUACAAAAGAUAAGAAGCUUUUGAAAAGGAAAACGUUGGAACAGACAUCGCCUGAGAAAAAGGUACGACGAGAGUGUGAGAUGGAAGUGCCAAAUAUUGUGUCUGAGGAGAGGACCAAUGAAUGUAUUGGGAUGGAGGAAUGUAAAGACUUUCAUGAUGAAGAGUCACUCAGAACUGAAAAUGAGGAAAUGCCGUCUUUAGUAGCAGAGUCAGAUCAACAUGUUCAAGAGCUGACGAAUGAAAACUUUGAAUGUACAUCUGAGGAAAAUGAGCAUAUUCCAUUAAAAGACGAGGACGACACUAUGCCUCAGAUUGGACCUGAAACUCUACUUUGCCAUGAAGUGGACUUGGAUGACUUUGAUGAAAAGGAAAAGAGCAGUAGUGAGGAUGCAGUAGCAGAAAAGCCAGAUCCCAACUCUUUGACCUCAAAUCCAUCUGCCUUAACCCCUGCAGUCCAGCCUAACUUCUCUGUGGCCUCGCCCCUUGCUCUAAGUCAGGAUGAAUCUCGCAGUAUAAAAAGUGAAAGUGAUGUAACUAUUGAAGUGGACAGUGUGGCAGAAGAAUCUCAAGAAGGUCUCUGUGAAAGCGAGUCUGCUAAUGGAUUUGAAGCCAGUACCACUUCAAGCAAUUGUAGUAUAGCAGUACAAGACAGAGAUACUGGAGAGAAGGGUCAAAAAAGGCCAAGCGAUGGCAAUAGUGGGACACUGGCAAAGAAACAAAAACGUACUCCAAAGCGAUCAAGUGCUGUAGCCAAAAAUGAAAAGAAUGGAACAGGACAAAGCAGUGAUAGUGAAGAUCUUCCUGUCAUGGACAGUUCAAGUAAAUGUACUCCAGUAAAACACAUAAAUGUGUCCAAACCACAGAAGCUUGCGCGAUCCCCUGCAAGAGUAAUUUCCCCUCACAUCAAAGAUGGAGAAAAGGAUAAACAUAGAGAGAAACAUCACCACAAUGCUUCCCCGAGAGUGUAUAAAUGGAGUUUCCAACUCAAUGAACUAGACAACAUGAACAGCACUGAGAGAAUCUCCUUUCUACAAGAAAAACUACAGGAAAUCCGAAAAUAUUACAUGUCCCUGAAGUCAGAAGUGGCAACAAUAGACAGAAGAAGAAAACGAUUAAAAAAGAAAGACAGAGAAGUGUCUCAUACAGGAGCAUCCAUGUCAUCUGCUUCAUCAGACACUGGGAUGAGUCCAUCAUCGUCUUCUCCUCCCCAGAAUGUGCUUGCUGUAGAAUGCAGAGAAAGGGCACUUAUCAGAUUUGAAAAGUUAUGUCCAAUGAAGCAUUCAGGUGUUCUAGGAAAUCAUAGAAAAGCAAGUGCAUCAAACAGACAUCAGAAUAUUAUCAAACAGAAUCAAGUUACUGCUGCACUUUCACCCAGCUUGUAUGCUAACCCUUGGUGAGUAGUUCCUCUUUGUGGAAGCACUUGCUAUACAGAACUGCCAAAGUAUGUGUUCAGCAAUGUGCCCAGUUUUAAAGAUGUAAAUGGGACAAAAUAAAUUGUGAAAGGAAGUGUAGUUGACUGAAAACUACAGUUGUAAUAAGUCUUCCACUUUUUAUAGGAUUUUUGAGCACACGAUUAUGCAAAUAUUUUAAUGUUUAUUAAUGUUUACAGUGGAAUUGUGAAUAAGUUUUCAGUGGACUAUCUUAUCCCUUGACAAAAAUAUUUUGUCUUUUUUCUAUGUAAUUUCAGAGUUUUUAUUUUGUUACAAAAAGACGAAAAAUGAAAUAUAUAACAACAAUGAAGUUAUUUAACAAGAUUUCUAAAGCUGAAUUUUUUUGUGUAAAAUAAGGUAUCUUGCAACUUGUUAAAUAUAUUUAUUCAGACAUUGGAUGUUGUAUUUUUAUGUAUUUUUUAAAAUAUUAAUAAAAUUGGAAAAAAAUUCUAGGUUAGUUCACUCUUUUGAAAAAACAUACCUAUCAGUUGUAGCUCUUACAGGAGGUUUUAUCCAGUAACCGUGCCUGUAUGUGCAGUGGCUCUGUCUAUUCUUCCACAAUGUAGAACUGUAAUCGGGCAUCUGGAUUAAACUAUAACCUUGUUUGGAAACUUUGGCAGUCCUAGUACUUACAUUGUUUUGAGGAACAAAUUUUAUUGGGUUGCCCUUAAGAUGCUUUGUCACAGUUUUUAUGUUUGCUAUACUGCCGAAUGAAUUUAUAUCUCCCAAAGUUGAGAUGCAACAAUAAAGUAAAGCAACUGUGUAUACUUUGUCUGUGGAUUGUCCCACGGGCUGAUGCAGUUUGUAAAUAACUCUUCCAAAACCAUGUAUUUAAAACAGUUUGCAUAUACAUUAUGUAUAAAAGUGAUUUUUUUAUCAAUUUUUUAUUCAUGUUUGUACAUUGAAAGGGGUUUUAACCCCUCUUUCUGUGUUUAAAAUGCUGUAGAGUAAUAACAUAGAUGCUCUAGACUGUAUAUCAGGAUAUUAUGGUUCACACAGCAGAAAGUCAGAGCGAAACACUAGUGAUGGGGGUAGCAUUACUACGAUUGAUGUUUCUUGAAACUUCAUUUUACCACAUUUGUCAACUUGUGAUUCCAAUUCCUUCCAUUUUCGCAGAGAAUUAAAGAAAAAGUACUCUUGUAAAA